Chaetura pelagica (chimney swift) is the source of this 1475-nucleotide messenger RNA. It is a transcript of the gene BAG5, whose product is annotated as BCL2-associated athanogene 5. The transcript has 2 exons. Bases 22 to 1374 code for a protein of 450 amino acids. Gene Ontology annotation, cellular component: cytoplasm; cytosol; nucleus. NCBI's taxonomy places the organism in Eukaryota, Metazoa, Chordata, Aves, Apodiformes, Apodidae. Gene Ontology annotation, biological process: regulation of inclusion body assembly; protein stabilization; negative regulation of protein ubiquitination. The record is from RefSeq and is a predicted model, not a curated record. Gene Ontology annotation, molecular function: protein-folding chaperone binding; adenyl-nucleotide exchange factor activity.
AAGCUGGAAGAAGGAAGGGGAAUGGACAUGGGUAACCAACACCCAUCCAUAAAACGGUUGCACGAAAUACAGAGGGAAGUCAAAGAAAUCGAGCAGCAAGUGCUUGUCUUCAGCGGUCUGUCUACAGAUCGAGAUUACAAGAAAUUAGAAAGGAGUCUUACUAAGCAGCUUUUUGAAAUAGAUUCUGUAGACACCGAAGGAAAGGGGGACAUUCAGCAAGCCAGGAAGCGAGCUGCUCAGGAAACCGAGAGGCUGCUGAAGGAGCUGGAACAAAAUGCAAACCAUCCGCGCAGACUGGAAAUAGAGGCUAUAUUCAAGGAGGCACAGGCACUCGUGGAACGCGAGAUCACACCUUUUUACAAAGGAGGUAACUGCAUAAGUGACGAGUUUGAAGAAGGCAUCCAGGACAUUGUGUUGAGGCUCACCCAGGUGAAAACUGGAGGGAAAGUUUCUUUGCGCAAGGCGAGAUACCGCACUCUGACAAAGAUUUGUGCUGUCCAGGAGAUUAUAGAAAGCUGUGUAAAGCAACAGCUGUCCCUGCCACUCUCUAAUGAUGCACAUCCUUCUGUCUCCAAAAUUAACUCUGUAAUGUGUGAUGUGAACAAAGCAAGAGGAACUCUUAUUGCGCUUCUAAUGGGAGUGAGUAGUAAUGAUACCUGCAGGCAUCUGUCCUGUGUGCUGACAGGUCUCAUUGCUGAUUUGGAUGCUUUAGAUGUCUGUGGUCGCACUGAAAUAAGAAAUUACAGAAAGGAAGUAGUGGAAGAGAUCAAUAGGUUGCAGAAAUACCUGGACUUGGAAGAAGAAGCAAAUUCUACACAUGCUUAUGAUUUGGCACAGAAUCAGUCCAUUCUAAAAAUAGAAGAGAUCCGCAAGAAAAUGAAGGAAAUUAAUUCUUUACUUUUAAAAACAGAGAAUGCUUCUGAUUUGCAUUUGGGAUCCAAAGCAGAAUUGCAGGGAUUAAUUGCCCGCUUGGAUGAGGUGAGUCUAGGGAAAAACCCCUGCAUUAGAGAAGCCAGGAGAAGAGCAGUAAUAGAAGUUCAAACUCUUAUAACCUAUAUUGAUUUGAAGGAAGCACUUGAAAAAAGGAAAAUGUAUCCUGAGCAAACAGCUGCCGAACAUCAGUCUCAUAAAGCAGUUUGGACUGUUCUUGGAAACCUGUCUCAAAUUCAGCGGGAGGUGAUUUCGUUUGAUGGAAACAGAACGGAUAAAAAUUACAUGAGACUGGAAGAACUUCUUACAAAACAACUUCUGGCACUUGAUGCUGUUGAUCCACAAGGUGAAGCGCGGUGUAAGGCUGCCAGAAAGCAAGCAGUAAAGCUUGCACAGAAUAUUCUUUACUAUCUGGACAUGAAAACCGAUGAAUGGGAGUACUGAAACAGCCGUGGCCUAAGACAGAAGAGCAUUUUUUCCUUUGGCACUUUAUGCAGAUUUUUGGCUGCACAUAAUAAAAGUGGUGUGUUCUGUGCUGGCUCAAA